Dermochelys coriacea (leatherback sea turtle) is the source of this 6336-nucleotide messenger RNA. RefSeq names its product leucine rich repeat containing 8 VRAC subunit B (gene LRRC8B). The coding region runs from base 461 to 2623 and encodes 720 amino acids. The transcript has 5 exons. Gene Ontology annotation, molecular function: protein binding. NCBI's taxonomy places the organism in Eukaryota, Metazoa, Chordata, Testudines, Dermochelyidae. The record is from RefSeq and is a predicted model, not a curated record.
CCAGCCGGGCCCCCAUUGGCGGAGGGGCGGUAACGUGACCAGCGAGGCGGGCGGAGCCUGAGGUGCCGGUUGGAGCCGGUCCCUCGCGGGGCGAGCGUGCGGCAGGGAGGCUGGGCCCUGGGGGACGCGGACCGGCCAGGAGUUGUCAAGCAGAAAUUCCAACACCAGAGCUCCUAAGUGACUGGCAUUCAUCAGGGCCAGAAAGUACAUCCUGUUUCACUGGAAUAACAGAAGGGGGCCUUCUGAAAGACACUGGUUGAAAAGACUUGAUGCGUGUGCUCUUCUGGAAAAGAGAACCUACAGAAUUAGAGAGUCAUCUAAAAUGCUUGACAAGAAUGAAGAUAAAUACAAAGAUGGCAUGUCCAAGGAAUUUUAAAAGGUGUAGACCUCCUGAUUGAAGAUUGUUGUGUAUCGUAUUCUGUUUAACUAGUAAAUUGCUGCUGUCCUACAGGUGAAAGUCAUGAUUACGCUAACUGAACUCAGAUAUUUAGCAGACGCUCAGUCAUCCUACCAUAUAUUAAAACCAUGGUGGGAUGUCUUCUGGUAUUACCUCACCAUGAUUAUGCUGCUAGUUGCUGUACUGGCCGGGGCUCUCCAGCUCACUCAAACUAGAGUGUUGUGUUGUCUUCCUUGUAAGGUAGAAUUUGACAGUCAAUGUGCAGUGCCUUGGGAUUUGGUUAAAACCAACCUUAACGUGACCUCUAGCUCUGCCACACAAAUAAUUCUCCCUUUGAGAAUCCAGAAUGAUCUUCAUCGGCAGCAGUAUUCCUACAUUGACGCAGUGUGUUAUGAAAGACAGCUUCAUUGGUUUGCCAAAUUUUUCCCAUAUCUAGUGCUUCUGCAUACUUUCAUUUUUGCAGCUUGCAGUAACUUUUGGCUCUACUAUCCUAGCACAAGUUCAAGGCUUGAGCACUUUGUAGCCAUUCUUCACAAGUGUUUUGAUUCUCCAUGGACAACACGAGCCCUCUCAGAAACAGUUGCUGAGCAGUCUGUGAAGAGUCUGCCACUAUCCAAAUCCAAAAUAUUGCUUUCAUCACCUGGGAGUUCAACGGAUACAGAGGCAAGCAGGCAAUCUCUGCCGUAUGCACAGCCUGGUUUAGAAACAACUGGAAGAGAGAACUCUUCGAGUGUUCUAGACAAAAAAGAAGGGGAACAAGCUAAAGCUAUAUUUGAAAAAGUAAAAAGAUUCAGAGUACAUGUUGAAGAGAAGGAUGUCAUAUAUAGAGUGUACAUGAAACAGAUUAUAAUCAAAGUCAUUGUAUUUAUAAUAAUAAUGAUUUAUGUCUCCUAUUAUUUAACUUUUAUUACACUUGAAAUUGAUUGUGUAAUUGAUGUUCAAGCCUUUACAGGUUACAAAAGGUACCAAUGUGUUUAUACACUUGCAGAAAUUUUUAAAGUAUUAGCUUCAUUUUAUGUUGUUUUAAUGACCUUCUAUGGCCUGACCUGCACGUACAGUUUGUGGUGGAUGUUGAGAAGUUCACUUAAGCAAUAUUCUUUUGAGAAGUUAAGAGAGAAGAGUAAUUACAGUGAUAUCCCUGAUGUAAAGAAUGACUUUGCAUUUAUUCUUCACUUAGCAGAUCAGUAUGAUCCACUUUAUUCACAACGAUUCUCAAUAUUUCUAUCUGAUUUGAGUGAAAACAGACUGAAACAGAUAAAUCUUAACAAUCAAUGGUCAGUGGAAAAACUGAAAAGUAAAUUAAUACGAAAUUCCCAGGACAAGAUGGAACUUCAUCUUUUCAUGCUAACUGGUCUUCCAGACAAUGUCUUUGAACUGACUGAAAUAGAAGUUCUAAGCUUGGAACUCAUUCCUGAAGCCAAGCUUCCUUCAACAGUGACUCAGUUAGUCAAUCUCAAAGAAAUGAAUAUUUAUCAUUCAUCAUUAACUGUGGAUUACCCAGCACUAAACUUUCUAGAAGAAAAUCUGAAAACACUGCGUCUAAAAUCCAGUGAAAUUGGAAGGAUUCCACUUUGGGUCUUUCAUCUAAAAAACCUCAAGGAAUUAUGUUUAACAGGAUGUUUUAUGCUAGAUUACCACAACUCUGUAUACAAUGAAGGCUUUCAGGAUCUAAAGAAUCUGAGAACCAUUUACUUAAAGAACAGCCUUUCCCGUAUACCUCAGGUGGUUACAGACCUAUUGCCUUCACUGCAAAACUUAUCUAUCAAUAAUGAGGGAAAUAAACUGGUCGUACUAAAUAACCUGAAAAAGCUGGUAAACCUGAGAACCUUGGAGUUGAUCUCCUGUGAUUUAGAACGCAUUCCACAUUCUAUUUUUACCCUAAACAAUUUGUCUGAAAUAGACUUAAAAGAGAAUAAUCUCAGAACAGUGGAAGAAAUAAUGAGCUUUCAACAUCUCAAGAACCUAUCUUGCUUAAAAUUGUGGCACAACACCAUUUCAUAUGUCCCUGUGCAGAUCGGUGCAUUAUCAAACCUGGAACAACUGUACUUAAAUUACAAUAACAUUAAAAAUGUUCCACUGCAGCUAUUUCUUUGUAAAAAGCUACAUUAUUUGGAUCUUAGCUAUAACAAACUAACUUCUAUUCCGGAAGAAAUCAGUUAUUUGACAAAUCUGCAGUACUUCGCUCUGACAAAAAAUCAUGUAAGUAGAACUUUUACAUUACUUUAAGCUUUAUAAAUUCUGAUUUUUGUCUACCCUGUUUCUUCUUGAAGACUCUGUGGCCUGCUAGAACUCACCAGCUUUAUGGCAUUGUAAACCACAGGGAUGUGAAACCCAGUUAACUGAGAGGGGAAGUUUAUUUUGAUUGUUUGUUUGUUUAUUUAUUUUUAAAAACUGGUAAAUGCACGGUCUAAAUAAUCAGAUGGUUGACACAGAUGUUCUGUGUAAGUUGGCCUAGUCUAUAGUGACUGUUCAGUUGGGUUCAGCAGUGUUUUAUCUAACUUGAUUGUUCACAGCUGUGUUCAAAUAUUAUUAAAGUAUUUGUAGAGCAGACCAGGCCUCUGAGUACUCGGUGUACUGCAUGGAUGCAGUUCUGCCUGCCUUGCCAAAAGGAUUGUGGGGUUCUUAGGAGAUGCCAAAGGAAUGUCAUUUAUUAAGCAUAAUUCUUAAGAAGGAGCAUAAGUAGGAAAAACAAUCUGAUCAUACUAGCAAUUUGAUUUUUAGAUUUCCUUGAUGUUCUGUGAAGAAUUAAAUUUUUCAUCUAGUCCCAUUCAUAACCCGAGAUACACACAGCACUGUUUUCAUCUAAGUAUUGAAAGUAGACUUUCUUCUGACUGUAUCACUUUUAUAGCGUACAAAAUUGUCCUUUCCUUACUCUGAAUCUAUCUUUUGUUCAUUUAAAAGCAUUUUGAGGGUAAAAAGUGCAUUGGGUAACGAAAAUAUGCAGUUUCUGUAUAGGUUAACAAGCUUUAAUUGGCAUGUCCUCCUUCCUCUUUGUAGAUUGAGAUACUGCCAGAUGGAUUAUUUCAGUGCAAAAAGCUGCAAUGUUUACUUCUGGGACAUAACAGCCUGACAAGUUUGUCUCCUCGUGUCAGUCAACUGUUGAACCUUGUUCAGCUAGAGCUGAUUGGGAACUACCUUGAAUCGCUUCCUGCUGAACUAGAAGAAUGUCAGUCUCUGAAACGGAGUUGUCUAAUUGUAGAAGAAAGGUUGUUAAAAACACUUCCACUUUGUGUGAGAGAGAGCUUGCAGACAUGCUUGGAUAAAUGCUAAAUGAGAUGAGACUGUGUACAUCAACAAAUCCUUUAGGCCUUUGACUUACUAUCUGUGUAAAGAUAGGUGUAGGUGGAAAGAAGGAAAGAGAGGUAACAAAUCAUUUGCAAUUCAGGGCUAAAUCUACCCGUAUUGCCCUGAGUCAUCUUUAUAAGAAAAGGAAAAAAUUGCAUUUGUCUUAAGCAAACAAAAGUGUAGACUUAGCAGACAUACACAUUUGUGAAUAACCUGAUAUGUAAGUGAUUGGGUUCUACUGGCUGAUGUGCUUUCAGUAGUAAAUGUUUAUGGUCAUGAGUGUUGGGAUGGAAGAGUGGGUUGCUUGGCUGUAGAGUGUAUCUCUCAUUUUUUCAUGGAAAAAUUUAUUUCUUCUAAAAACAAUUUUAAAUGGCUUAAUCUGAUGUCAUAUUGGGAGCAGGGAUUACCUAGCUUUGUUUUUUCAGACAUAUACUCACCACUGACUUGGAGUAGCAUGUGUUAAGUUAGGAUAGUCCUAUUUAAAAUAACACAAUUAACUGGUUCAUCGUGCAUUCUGAAAAUCAUUUUACAAUGUACUUUUACAGUUUUCAUGUUUUUUUUCAUGUGACAAAAGUGUUUAAUGUUAAACUUGUAACUUUGGAAGAUGCCACUUGACAGUUUUUAUUAAAACAGUUGGACAAGUAUUCUACACACCUUCCACAACCCCACUUCAAUAUUUUGUGUGUUUAAAGUAGAAAAAUUGAGCUAAUUAAUUAUCUUGUUUGCCUAGUAGGUGGGAUUUAAAUAUAGCUUGUCUAAUUUUAAAAAUCAAUCUGAAGAACUCUAAGUAUUCAAGUAGCUACUGUUCAUGUAACAAAGGUACUUGCUUUGUUCACAUGUACUUAACUGAGACAACAUAAAUUGAUAAAUCCAUGGCAUAUACCUUCAUUUAUUGUAAUGGAAAAUGGAACACAGUGUAGUCAUGAAUUAUUUGAUGGGUUGUGGGGAUCCUAGGUGUUAGUGUGGUGUAUACUCUCAGUUGCCACUUAACCUACCAAUUAUUGGCUCCCUCAGUGUUCCCUCCCACUUUCCCCCGCCCAUUGCGGUGUUAAUGUACCGGUGAAAAAUUUUCAUAGAAGAUUAAUGGAUAGAGAGGGAAAGGUACAACCUUUUUUUUUUCUUUUUUUAAAUGAGGAGGGGGGAGCCCAUGCAGUUCAGAAGGGCUUGUAAAAACACCAUAAGCUUUCUCUCUUCUGCUAAGUGGUAUGUGUCUACAAGGUGUGAGCUGAAGGGCAGCUCUUACUACCCUUUCCUUUAUUUAAUAUACUCCAAACUGUAAGGAAAUUAAGUGGUUGCAGAUUUUAUAUAUUAUUUUCCUGUACACUUUGUUUCAUUACCUACUUCUAAGUCUGCUCUUCUGGAAUUUAUCAUCUCAGCUAAGAACUUUGGAUUUUUCCUGUUAUGGUAUGUAUAUACACACACACAACCUGUUAGCAUGCAUUCAGGGAACACUAUUCUAAUGUGUUAAAAUUCAAAUGUAGAAUGCAGGCUAAUGUAUGUUUAACCAGAUACAAUUACGUCUAACAAAAACACUAGAAACAUUGCCUUCUUAAGAUUCUUGAUGUUGAAUAAUAAUUGUAAUCCCUGGUUUGUCAUUAAAUCAUUAGAGGAUGAGUUAAUAUAUCUAGUUUAUUUCUGGUCACUCUUUGCUCUCAUUCACAAUGGCAUUGUCUUGGAGUUAAGGUUUACCUUUUAAUUUAUAAAUAAAAAAAAAAUCAUAUACUUAGAUUCUGAUCCCCUACAUAAAAAUAGGAGAUGGUUUCUUUAGCUGUCUAACAGGUUAAUAUGUAUUCAUCAUACAAAUUGCAUUCCAAAGACCUUUCUAAAUAAAACGUUCUUCUCAGGGAACCAAACAUAUGGAACUUCAUGAAUUUUUGCAUAGCUUUUCAAUCUUUUGUUUUUAGUAGGUGCUGUACUGAAUGAAAAUUUUUGUAUCAACUGAUCAAUCACAUCUAAAUGUUAAGCAGUAUUUCUGGAAUAGUAUCUUUUUGUAACUUCCAUUUCUAGUUUUUUCAAGUCAGAGUUCAAGAUAUAAUUUUCAUGUCUCAUGAUAGGUCCAAAGGUACUUGCAUAGUUCACAAACAGAGCUAGCCUUAUAAUACAACUACAUCAGAGCAGAACAACUUGUGCCAUUAUCGAUAGAGUUGAGUUAAUAAUUACAGUAUAAAUGCCAUGUCAGGACAAUUUUAAAAUCACUUUGUGCUGGAAUUUGAUGCACAAGAUUUUGGCCUACAAAGUACUUUAAAAAUUAUUAUUACAAAAGUGGAUUUUGUUUUUGGUAAAAGUUCUUUUAGUCUUAAGCUUUGUUUCCUUCCUUUGUUGAAAAGCAGUAUUGAUAUUUAAAAGAGCAUAAAGUUAAACAGAACUGUUUGCACCAGACAUUUAAAACAGUAUUUUUACAGCUUUUAGUUGUGUAAAUCCUUUUUCAUGAUUAGCACACUGACACAGCUUAACUAUGGCUUUGAUCUACUUAGUAUGCAUUUAUUUCAUCCAGAGUUUUUCCUUCCAAAGUGAAUUAGACAAAUAAGAAAAUAAUACUAGAGGCUGAUCCUGCAUUCUUAAAAUGUGCAUAAUUCCAAAAGAAGCUGGGGAAACUGUCUAAGAACUAUGGGAUUAGACCCAUAAAUACUGUUUCAUGGGUGGAGUCUGUUUUU